AUGUGUUACUAUGGCGGAUACUAUGGAGGCCUGGGCUAUGGCUAUGGUGGCCUAGGCUAUGGCUAUGGUGGCUAUGGUGGUUAUGGUGGCUAUGGUGGCUAUGGUUAUGGCUGCUGUCGCCCACUGUGCUAUAGAAGGUACUGGUCCUGUGGCUUCUACUGA
Chionomys nivalis (European snow vole) is the source of this 162-nucleotide messenger RNA. Its product is annotated as keratin-associated protein 20-2-like. The transcript has a single exon. The coding region runs from base 1 to 162 and encodes 53 amino acids. The record is from RefSeq and is a predicted model, not a curated record. NCBI's taxonomy places the organism in Eukaryota, Metazoa, Chordata, Mammalia, Rodentia, Cricetidae.